GCUGGCAAUGCAACUUGGUGCCAAGCCUUUUUCAGUUUUGUCUUCAAUCUUCAUGCUGGCAGUGGAGUUGCGGUGAUCAACAGCUUCCUAUAUUGCUGGAUAAAAUCAGUGGGUCUGUGUCAAUUGUCCGUAAGCUCAAAGAUGAGCCUUUCUCUGGUUGCUGAUUACGCCUCAGAUGACGAGGAUGCGGGGCAGAACGGCGCCCUUUCUGAAGAUAGCGCCGAUGAGGCUGAGCGGGAGGAGCAAGAGCGCAUAGCUGCAGAAAGAGAUGCGCAGGAGAGAAGGGCUCGAGCACGAGCGGCUGUGGAAGCUCAAAGGGCCUUGCAAUCAGCCCUGCCCCCACCCGACAGCUUAUUUUCAGAAAUCAAGGGCCCUCCUGCCUUCCUGCGGCCAGACGCCAUCAAGCCUGUUCACGAGCAAGCUGUUGGAGCCUGGGCAGAUCGGCCCGCUUUUGAAGCGGAAGACGAUGAUGAGGCUCCCGGUGGGCCAGUGCCGGCUGCGGACGGAGGAGCGGAUAGAAAGCCCAAAUCGGGGGGAGCGCCAACAGGUGCGGUCAUUUCUGGGGCGCCAGUACUGAUAAGAGAUCAAGAGGUGGAGCAUCCGCGGCCGUCUACUGAACCUCUGGGAGCUCAAGAUGCUCGGAACCCAGGCGUCACGAUGCCUAACCGUGAAGAAGCAGCUGCGCUGCUCAGUGCUUGCGAAAAGUGUGGCAUCCCGAAGACAUUUUCGACAGCUCUCGGGGGCCUGGUCUGUCCUCAAUGCAAAGGCCGAGCGCCCGGGCCGCCUCGGCAAGAAACAGGGAAGCGCAAGGGGUUUGUUAAGGACAAGGAGAAGGAGAAACGGAUGAAGGGCCAGUCGGUGCAUGCGUCCUGGAAGAGCGAGGGCGAAAUGCUUCUAAGACAGCAGUUCGAUUAAGAUUGGUUAAUAUGGCAGACGGUCAGUCCGUGGCUUACAAACGUCUGCUCACUCUGCUCUCUUAGCCACUGAGUCGAGGCUCUAAGAACAGGGCCUUUUGCUGCCCAACGCAUGUGUGUAAUAUCAAUCAUCCGGAUGGUUCGCAAGAGUGGCGGCU
Molecule: messenger RNA, 1072 nt
Organism: Klebsormidium nitens
Lineage: Eukaryota; Viridiplantae; Streptophyta; Klebsormidiophyceae; Klebsormidiales; Klebsormidiaceae
Source: the annotation of a GenBank genome assembly